AUGGGCUCCGUGAUCGUGAAUCCUCUUCCGUCGAACCAGGUCGACUGUACAUAUACGACCAUGUUAGGAGGUGCGCGCAGCGCCAACUCGGUCUACUCACGCCCAUCGCACCCGAGUGCAGCUGCUCCAUCCGCGUCCGCCGUGGACGUCCACGCCAGAUCGAGAUCCUCCUCCGUCAAUACCACCCCCACCUCAACCGCCGCCCCGCCGACCACUGGCUCGGACUCUGCUCGGCUUCCCGCGUCUGCAAGCGAUAUCCCCGCCUACAUCAACUCCCAGACUCCUGUCAUCGUCUCCUCCCACCCCUCUUCCUCCUUCUCCUCCUCCUCCUCUUCUUCUUCUUCCGCUGCUGCCGUUGUCGCCGCCUCGUCUCACCUGCCCGCCGAAACGCCGGCUCACCAUCAGCCUCCACCAUCGAUGACCUCACAUUCACACUAUGGCAUUCCGCCCGAUCAUCCAUCCCAUUCCAAUGCGCACACCCCUCAGUAUUCUCAGCCGACCCCGACGACAACGGGCCACCCAGCCGCAUCGGCCGACGCCAUGACUGCGACAUCACACUCUUCGUCCCAUCCAUCGCCCGAUUCACCGCGCUUGCGACCGACCAUUCGUUCCAUGCAAUCCCUCGGAGGAUCCGAAGCCACCUCCCCCAGCCGGAUCCGCGUGCACAGUCUGUCACAUAUUCAGAGCCUCGCCAGUGAAGAGUUUCUGCACCAGAACCAUCGGUCGCACCUCUCAAGUCAUUCAUCGCACCCUCGUCAGUUCGAGAUCAGCUCCAUGCCCGUCACCGAUAUUAUCGAGAUGGUCGCCGGCCUUCUGACCAAGAUUACCACCACGAAUGACGAGCACCAUGAGCAUGUGCAUCGCCACAUUCCCCCUCCCGAUGGAACGAGUAACCUGAGUCCUCAAGCGACCAGCGUGCUCGCCUUUCACGGCAAGAAUGUCCCGAGCAUCACCAUCCUGAGCUACUUGACUCGCAUCCACAAGUACUGUCCCACUACCUACGAGGUCUUCCUCAGCUUGUUGGUCUACUUCGACCGCAUGACGGAAUUGGUGAACCAAUGCCAGCACGGCCUAGACCGGCAACAGCAUUAUGAUCAUACCCCGGAACACCUGUCACGGACUGCGUCGACCAACUCAGUCGGUGCGCAUACGCCGCAACACCACCAGGACUCCUCCAUAGUGACUCCACCAUCCUCCGCACGCAUGGCCGGGCAAGAUCCCAAUCCCGACUCCACCAUCUCGCCCGCGCUCCAUCCCCAGAAUGAAGACGAUCCGUUCUCCCAUUUCUUCGUCGUUGACAGCUUCAACAUUCACCGCCUGGUCAUCGCUGGAGUGACAUGUGCCAGUAAAUUCUUUUCCGAUGUCUUCUACACCAACUCGCGAUACGCAAAGGUUGGAGGACUACCUCUGGUGGAACUCAACCACCUCGAGCUUCAAUUUCUCAUGCUGAAUGACUUCCGACUGGCCAUCUCGGUUGAAGAGCUUGAGUCCUACGGGACCAUGUUGGUUGAAUUCUAUGCUCGCGAGGUCAUUGCGCAACAGCAGGCCCAUCAUCAGCAAUCUGUGCCUCGUCCCAUCAAUUCUCGCUCGGAUUCUGCCUCCGAGGCGAUGUACAUGCGAUCUCGUGACAAGCGCCGAGAUCCAGAUAACUUUGGCCAGACACCUACUCCGCCCUAA
Penicillium diatomitis is the source of this 1677-nucleotide messenger RNA. Its product is annotated as putative cyclin-dependent protein kinase complex component. Gene Ontology annotation, molecular function: cyclin-dependent protein serine/threonine kinase regulator activity; protein kinase binding. Gene Ontology annotation, biological process: regulation of cyclin-dependent protein serine/threonine kinase activity. The transcript has 2 exons. NCBI's taxonomy places the organism in Eukaryota, Fungi, Ascomycota, Eurotiomycetes, Eurotiales, Aspergillaceae. The record is from RefSeq and is a predicted model, not a curated record. Gene Ontology annotation, cellular component: nucleus; cyclin-dependent protein kinase holoenzyme complex. The coding region runs from base 1 to 1677 and encodes 558 amino acids.